AUGGAUGUGGUCGCUCUUCUCGAGGCGUUUCCCGAAGAUGUGACCGCCGUGGAUACCGAGGGAAACUCCAGUGUACACGUAGCUUCCUCUGCUGCGGACUACGAGCUUGUCAAGUACCUGGCCAAGCGGAACAACGUGGACGUGGACAAAGCGCUAGUGGAAGAGAAGGACCGGUCCGAGCAUGCAGAGCGCCUCAGCAGGAGACAGGUGGGCACUAGCGUAAACGUGUUUUGGGCGGCCAGGCUGGAGCGAGCGAGGUGGGCGGCAGAGGCCAACGCCGGGGGCUCCAGGGAUGUGAGGGCGGCGAACAGUGGCCCCGCCUCCCUAAAGGCGAAGCACCGUCUAAUGUCCGGAUAUCUGCGGAAGCGUCGAGAAACAGACCGCUGGUUGAAGCGCUGGUGCGUGUUAACAGAGACGAGUCUCAUGUACUUUCACAAGCCCACCGACGAAAGCCCUUCCAAGAUCAUCAAGCUGGACAAGGCCAUGCUGAAGAAGUCCGAAAAGGUGGACUUUGCCUUCGAGAUUCACACGCCCGACCUCCUCGACAGGAGGAACAAGGAAGGGAGGCUGCACUUUUCUUGUGCAGGAGAGGGAGAGCUGCAGCAAUGGCUGGUGCCCUUGCGAGUCGUCGUCGCUCUGUAUCAGUUCAGGAACGACAAGCGCAGGGAACCCCUAGUCUACGUCGACGUCGAGCGCCGUGCGCAACUGGCCCGUUUGCGCAACAGCAAGGGCGAGACCCCCCUACACGCGCUCGCGAGGGCAAGCCUUGUGGACUUCGCGGGCACCGGGAGGCGCCUCACGGGAGGGCGACAAGGACCACCAACGCUGUCCGGGAGGACGUCCAUCGUGUCUAUGCAGCGUUUGGCAGCCUGGCUGAUCGAGAGCGGGGCGGACCCCAAUGGGCCGGAUAACUCGGGCCAGACCGCGCUGCACGUGGCCAUGGAGUACGACAACCCGGCGGUCGUGUUUACUCUCGAGCGGAAGGGAGGCGACGUCAACCUCAAGCGCCCCUGCGAUGGGCGGUCCGUGAUUACCCAAGUGUUGGAACAAGGACAGGGAAUGGACCUCAUCGAGCAGGUGUCAUCCGCAGGGGUGACGGCAAACAACCCACUCCUAUCCCCCCCCGAGAAACUGUUCGGCUUCACGUACGUGUCGUUCUUCAUCGAGAAGACCACUUUCCCAUCCUCGAAGCACAACGCCGUCAUGGACCUCACCACGCCCACCCCAAACGUCGGAGCGUUCUCGGCCAUGACGAAGACCUUUAACUUUGACGCCCCCCCAAGCGUAGGAGGACGUCCUGGUGGCACGGGAGUGCGCGAUACGCUGAACAAGCCGGGCUACGCGAAGUCUACGAUGACCCGUUGGGGGAGCAGGAUCGGCCAUGUUGUGGGGGCGGGCGGAGGGGGCGGGAGAGGGAUAGGCGAGGUGGAGGCCGGGGGACCGGGAGGAGAAGGCGGUGCGGACGGCGCCCAUGGAGCGCCCCCUCCGCUUGGAACGAUGACUAUUGAUAGGGUCGUGGAACAGCUGUUCUUUGUGAGAGUUUCGGUGUACAACGCAAAGGGGAAGCUGUCGGAGGCUCAACAGGAUGUGACCGUCCCCAUCAUGACCAACCCCGAGUACCUGUGGUGGGCCCAUACGUGGCACAUGCAAACCCCCUUGGAAACGCUUGGCGCCGGGAGCUUUGUAGCUUUCGAGCUGAAAGAGAAGGGCGAGCACAAGGAAAGGACGCUGUCGUGGGGCGCGUACCACCUCAACCCGGACGAGGUCAACUCCAGGCCCGAGAGCCUCUGCGCCUACGCUGGUGUCCCGCCCGCGUUGGUUCGCCUGGAACCCUCCGAGUUUAGCCUUGUCGGUGACGCCAUCAUCACCAAGGCCAACCCUUCUCCACCGGCGACUACCGGCGCCGCCACCGGCACCGCCGCUGCCGCUACUACCGACGAUGAGGAGGCAGCAGUCGCAGUGUCGUCUGCCGGGGGUGACCCUGUUUUGUCGUUGCCGUACCCCUGCCCGGCGAACAAAGCUGGUUGAACUGGGCAGGCGUGGUCCUCGCCUUGUUUGCCUCAGUGUUUAAUGUCUUGGAGUGGAACCGCUUGUUCCCGUUUUUGGCGGUUCGUGCCGCGGCCCGUUGGAACAGACACUCAAUGUGAUGGGCUUUUGUUUGCUCUCAGUUGCUCCUGGUCUUUAGUC
This is a messenger RNA of Ectocarpus sp. CCAP 1310/34, 2187 nucleotides long. The record is from the annotation of a GenBank genome assembly. Lineage: Eukaryota; Phaeophyceae; Ectocarpales; Ectocarpaceae.